AUGCUCGACGUCGAUCUGAGCACAAUGAGUCCGGCGCGUUUGUUCGCCAUGUACACCUCGAAUUUGGCAUGGUCCCUAUUUUUGACGUCGACGGCACUUCACGCCAUCGCUCUCAUCACUAGUCCGAUGCAAGCCGUCUACAAAUGGGUGCGGCGGCAGAGCAGCGACAGCGACACGCCGAUUCCCUACAUUUGCGCUGUCGUCGGCUCAUCGCUUUGGCUUCGCUACGCGAUAUUUCUGCGCGAGACCAAGCUCGUCCUAUUGCAAUCCUACGCCGUCUCAAUGCAAUCAUUCUUCGUGUUCGCCUUGCUCUUCUAUCGCUCGAAGCGGAGAAAGUUGAUUCGACUACUUGCCAUUAUUGCCGCCGUUAUGUUCUUGCUGUUCUACUAUAUUAACAAUUUGAAUGAUGAGGAUGGAAAGGAGUUCACCGGCCGCAUCGCGUCGUCUGCUCAAAUCGCUGGCUCUCUCGUCUGCCCGUACCUCAUCUAUAAAGCAGUAACAUCAAAAUGCAUUGAUUUUGUGCCAUUGGCGCCAGUGGUCUUCACCUGGGUGAUGGAAAUGCACGCGAUCAUUUAUAGUAUUGGAAUCGACGAUUUUUACAUGCUGCUAGCCAAUACAAUAUUCUUCUGUAUGGACGGCUCACUGCUCUCGAUGUUUUUCAUCUACCCGACGGAGAAAUAUCAGAAGACGUCGCCAAUUCCAACAGUGAUGUGA
Messenger RNA from Caenorhabditis bovis, 714 nucleotides. The record is from the annotation of a GenBank genome assembly. NCBI's taxonomy places the organism in Eukaryota, Metazoa, Nematoda, Chromadorea, Rhabditida, Rhabditidae.